Molecule: messenger RNA, 2715 nt
Organism: Ciona intestinalis (vase tunicate)
Lineage: Eukaryota; Metazoa; Chordata; Ascidiacea; Phlebobranchia; Cionidae
Source: RefSeq, a predicted model, not a curated record
UGCAAGCCACAUUAAGAGUUAUGGAGAAAGGGGAACACAUUAAAGUGAAGAAAGCCGCAGUUCACAAACUUUUACGAAGGAAAGAUAAAAGUGAAAAAAUUUAUGCAAAGAACUCCUACGAUGCUCCUUCUGUGUGGGUGUAUGCCCGUAACCAUGUUGCUAUGGCAAUUAUAUUGCUGUUUGGGUGGUUGAGGGACUUUAUGAACCGGCAUGUGUUUUAUACCGAGCCCAGUGUAUGUGAGAGGGAGGACAUGAAAGAUUUCGUUCCUUUGUACACAACGUUUGAAAGAUUCUUUGUCAGGCACGUCAUAGAGAGAGGAUAUGACGUAUUACACAGGCCUGUAUGUACAGUGCCAGGUGCUUUGAUUGACAUCAGGGAGAGGGAUUUUUCAAGCAGUGGAAAGUUUUUGGGUUAUACUGGUAAAGUGUUCCGGAACAUUGUGAACUUGGGUUCAUAUAACUACCUGGGGUUUGCUGAGAAUGAAGGAACAUGUGCAGAUGCCGCUGUGGAUGCAGUGGCCAAGCUUGGGGUCGGGGUUUGUAGCAGUAGAUUCGAAGUUGGAAAUCACGAGAUUCAUAAUAAGUUAGAGAAAAAAAUGGCCGAGUUUUUGGGAGUUGAGGAUUGCUUGACGUUUGGAAUGGGAUUCGCAACUAAUUCGAUGAAUAUUCCGUGUUUUGUUGGUAAGGGGUGUUUAGUGAUCAGUGAUGCAUGCAACCACGCUUCACUUGCCAUCGGGUGCAAGAUAUCAGGUGCGACGAUCCGUGUGUUCAAACAUAACGAUACAGAAGACUUGGAGAGGAUUCUGCGCGAUUCAAUCGUUGGGGGAAGACCAAGGACUCAUCGACCAUGGAGGAAAAUAUUGAUCCUUGUGGAAGGAAUCUACAGCAUGGAAGGCACCAUUGUUAAUCUACCAGAGGUUGUGAGGCUGAAGAAGAAAUAUAAAGCAUUCGUUUACCUCGAUGAGGCUCACAGUAUUGGGUCGCUAGGUCCUAACGCUAGAGGCGUUACUGAUUAUUUCAACAUUGAUCCUUCAGAGAUUGACAUUUUGAUGGGAACAUUCACCAAGAGCUUUGGUGCCUCCGGUGGUUAUAUUGCAGGCAGUCGUGAGUGAUUGAACAUCUUCGAGCAAACUCCCAUUCAGCCUGUUAUGCUGUUUCUAUGUCGCCCCCCGUCGCACAACAAGCACUCACAAGCCUCGAACUUAUGAUGUCACAAGAAGGCAAACAACGAAUCACGAAACUUGCGGAAAAUACAAAACAUUUUCGUCAAAAACUCCGGACUUUUGGAUUCAUAGUUUACGGGCACGAAGAUUCCCCUGUGAUCCCCCUGCUUGCCUACCUUCCCACUCAUAUUGCUUGUUUCUCACGUGAGAUGCUCUAUCGUGGGUUCGGAGUUGUGGUUGCUGGAUUUCCAUCUACACCACUAGGGGAGUCAAGAGUCAGGUUCUGUGUCUCUUCGGCGUUAAGCGAGGAUCAAAUAAAUAAAGCUCUGGAAGCGAUAAGUGACAUCGGAGAUUUGCUGAGAUUGAAAAUUUCAAGCAAAGUUAAAAACAUGGAUUGAUUUGAGACAAUAUGGAUGCUGGACUUAGUUAUAAUUAUACAUAUACGUAUUAUAGUAUAUCAUAUAUACUGUAUAUGCGCAUUGUACAUAAGUUAUAUUGCAUGGUUGAACACACAGUCAUACACCUAUGGUUAGACAUUUAGAUGUGGUUAGGUAAUUAUAUACACAUUAUAAAUAUAGUAUUAUUAGUAUAAGCCUAUGUCCUACAGUUAGUUAAAUGCAGUGUUACUUACUAUAGUUAGACACAUGAUGGUGUUAAAUGGAUUCCAGCGCUGCCCAGUGUCCACCCUGCCACCCCAAUUUUUUUUCGCCUGUAGUUAGAACAUUAAACUUUUCGUUUUGUUUGGAUUAUUAGUUAAAAUAUUUUGUGUUAUUUUGUGUUAAACUUUAAGUUACAUUUGAAAAAAAGAGUGUUGUUGUUGUAUAAUUUUGUGUAAAACUUAAAAGUUAUGUGUUAAAUUUGAUAAAAUGUUAAAUUUGUUACAGGUGUUUAUUAAUUUUGUAAAUAUGGCGCACAAAAUUGAACGAAAAUUACUGGCUCACAUCACCAAGAAAUAUCCCCAACCAUUAUGUGAAAUGUUCAAAACCAAACCAAACAUCACACUUAACAUGCGGACGAGAAACAAAGAAGAAAAAAAAUUAUUUCAAAUAUUAUCACAGUUACCAUCGUGGGGGGUGGGUAGACUGUUCACAACAUGCGAUGACAUCAUACAUUCUGCACCAACAUUCUGGAGAAUCACGAGAGUUCAUGCGGAUUUAAAAUCACCAAACAUGGAAUACGGGAUCGCUUGGGGAAUCAAAACAUUAAAUGGAAGAAAUGAAGGUUAUGAGAAGGAAAUACAAGAUGGAAAUGAAAACUUAUGGAGGUUAAUCCCAAGACAUGAAGAGGAAUCUUACCUAGAAUACGAACCUCAAUCCGCUGAAACUCAUCAAGUUCCAUUAUACGUACCAAUGCCACCACUAAUGGCUAUGUUGGAGUCACAGAAUGAUAAGUGUGGGGAAGACCAAGAACCGAUGAUAAAACUUUUAAUUAAACGAGGAAUUCACGCGAACCAACGUCAAAAACUUCCAGAUGGAUCCGUAAUAUGAUAUCUAUGUUCAUUUGUAACGAGUUAUCCUUAAUAAUGUUCAAUAAACACUUGUACAACAAACUA